This is a messenger RNA of Haliotis rufescens (red abalone), 607 nucleotides long. Its product is annotated as follistatin-like. Lineage: Eukaryota; Metazoa; Mollusca; Gastropoda; Lepetellida; Haliotidae. The transcript is spliced from 5 exons. The record is from RefSeq and is a predicted model, not a curated record. The coding region runs from base 119 to 550 and encodes 143 amino acids. Gene Ontology annotation, molecular function: protein binding.
CGUCCCGACACACCUACAAGGUAGGUCACAGAUAAGGUUACCACCUGGGAAAGUACACGGUUCUUGUCCAAGUCAUACAUUUUGCAUAUUCCAGACUGGGGCAGCUUUCCUCACGUUCAUGAUGCUGAAGUUACUCUCAAUUAUCGCAGUGUUUGUAGCCUGCUACAGCCAGACGACGUCGCCUAUCAGGACCAUAUGCAGAGCUAUCAACCGCGCUGACUGUUCCUUAUUUGCCCAUCACCCAGAGUGUGGUAGCGACGGCAAAACCUAUGACAAUAGGUGUCUCUUUUCCAAGGCCCACUGUCAGGACCUUACUCUUCAGGCUGUACAUAAUGGCACGUGUACACCCUCUUCCGGUACAACCGGAACUCCCGGUACCUCUGCCAUAUACCAGUUCUUCUGUUCCCAGAUGGCCACCAAACACUGUGGAAUUGACGUGGAACACCUGUGUGGUUCCGACCACGUGGACUACAUGAACUUCUGUCUUUUUGAGAAGGCCCGCUGCACGAACUUGGAUCUGUACGUAGCCUCAUACGCAAAGUGUUCUUAGAGGUUUCUGGAUUACAAAUGAUGUAUCAACUUAAAAGAAUAAACAAUUCUUGAGACA